AUACUGUCUUUAAAUAGCUAGCCAGAAUGUCUUUCGAAUCUAAAGUUGUGAUUGUGACCGGCGCUAGUUCAGGCAUUGGCGAAGCAGCAGCCCUCGCAUUUGCUCAAGAAAAAGCUGAUGUAGUUAUAGUUGGCAGAAAUGAAGAAAGAUUAAAAAAGGUCGCAGAAUUAUGUGAAGCAAAGGGAAAAGCCCCUCUGGUAUUAAAAGCCGAUGUUACCAACGAUACAGAUGCAAAAAGGAUCAUCACAGAAACAAUAGAGAAAUACAAUAAACUAGAUAUUCUAGUUAACAACGCAGGAGUACUUCUUGAUGCUACUCUUGAAGAUGGUGACAUUUUAUCUACCUUUGACGAAACUAUUAAGACCAAUGUUCGUUCCGUUGUAAAUUUGACAAUGUUAGCGACACCAUAUCUUAAAGCCAGUAAAGGCAAUGUCCUUAAUGUGUCGAGUGUGGCUGGUACUCAACUAGUUUCAUAUAAAUAUACAGCAUAUUGUAUGUCAAAAGCGGCUAUUAAUCAUUUUACAAGAGGUGCAGCAUUGGAACUAGGUAGAUACGGUGUUAGAGUCAACGCAAUCAGCCCUGGACCUGUUAAAACAAGAUUAUUCAAUACUUCAACUGUUAUUGAUGAAUUGGAGUUAAAAACUGUUUUAAAUCGAUGGAGUGAUUCAGAAGAAAUAGCUGAUACUAUAUUGUAUUUACAGGAAAAUUAACAAAUUGGUAAAUUGCACAUACACAAUUACCAUUCAAUAUAUGUAGGAAAAAGAUGAAUUACUUGGUUUUACGUACAGAAAUGAUCCUAUAAAUAUUAAUAAGGACCAGUAUACUCUUCAGUGUUUUGCAGGGAACGAAGCUACUACCAU
Messenger RNA from Colias croceus (clouded yellow), 860 nucleotides. RefSeq lists its product as uncharacterized. Gene Ontology annotation, molecular function: oxidoreductase activity. Bases 27 to 710 code for a protein of 227 amino acids. The transcript has 2 exons. The record is from RefSeq and is a predicted model, not a curated record. NCBI's taxonomy places the organism in Eukaryota, Metazoa, Arthropoda, Insecta, Lepidoptera, Pieridae.